UCUUCUCCUUCCCUGCGAUUCCAUUGGGAGUGUAGGGUUUCUUCGCUAUGGAAAGUUUGAUUGGCCUCGUGAACAGGAUCCAGCGAGCGUGCACGGUGCUCGGCGACUUCGGUGGCGAAGGAGCCGCCGCACUGCCUGCCCUCUGGGACGCGCUUCCUUCUGUUGCCGUUGUUGGGGGGCAGAGCUCCGGCAAGUCUUCAGUGCUUGAGAGCGUUGUUGGCCGCGAUUUUCUUCCGCGAGGAUCGGGGAUUGUGACGAGGCGGCCGCUUGUGUUGCAGCUUCACCAAAUUGAGGAGGGGCAGCCUGAAUAUGCGGAGUUUCUUCAUAUACCGGAUAGGAGGUUCACCGACUAUUCUCUUGUGCGCAAGGAGAUUCAAGAUGAAACUGAAAGGUUGACAGGGAAAACAAAACAAAUUUCACCUGUUCCCAUUCAUCUCAGUAUUUAUUCGCCACAUGGUAUGUGCUUCUAUCUUGUAUAUGUUGCUCAGAAAAUGGAAAUCGGAUUAAUGCAACAUGUGGCCAACCCACAACAGCUCUUUAUCCUCGAUCAUCACGACACCAUCAUGCCAUUUGUAAGACGAAUCAAUGCCACCGAUCGAAAGGUCUACGCCACCCGAACGCUGCUCUUCCUCAACAAUGACAGCACCCUGAAACCCCUCGCUAUUGAGCUUAGCCUCCCCCAUCCAGGUGGCGAUACUUUUGGCGCCAUAAGCACUGUAUACACGCCCAUGACUUCCGGUGUUGAAGGCUCAAUUUGGUCGCUUGCCAAAGCCUAUGUCAUCAUCAAUGACUCCUGCGUUCAUCAGCUUAUUAGCCACUGGCUGCGCACUCACGCAGUGAUGGAACCCUUCGUGAUCGCCACAAACCGCCACCUGAGCGCGAUGCACCCCAUCAGUAAGCUCCUUUUGCCACACUACCGCGACACCAUGAACAUAAACGCUCUCGCUCGACAAAGCCUCAUCAAUGCCGGCGGCCUACUCGAGUUCAUCAUUUUUCCUUCCAAGUACACUAUGGAAAUGUCCUCCUCUGUUUACAAAAGCUGGAAUUUUGUCGAGCAGGGCCUUCCAUCCGAUCUCCUCAAGCGAGGAAUGGCGGGGGAAAGCGUGAUGUUCCCUUCCCUUCCGAUCUUCGUUGCUGUCAUAUCUCCUAUGAUAGCUCUGCUCGGUGACGACAUGUCCUUCGGCUUAGGCGCUCUGAUACCAAAUGUUGGUUCCAAUUUACUGGAUCGCUAA
This is a messenger RNA of Phalaenopsis equestris, 1232 nucleotides long. Its product is annotated as seed linoleate 9S-lipoxygenase-3-like. The transcript is spliced from 6 exons. Lineage: Eukaryota; Viridiplantae; Streptophyta; Magnoliopsida; Asparagales; Orchidaceae. Gene Ontology annotation, biological process: lipid oxidation. Gene Ontology annotation, molecular function: GTP binding; GTPase activity; oxidoreductase activity, acting on single donors with incorporation of molecular oxygen, incorporation of two atoms of oxygen. The coding region runs from base 48 to 1232 and encodes 394 amino acids. The record is from RefSeq and is a predicted model, not a curated record.